Molecule: messenger RNA, 417 nt
Organism: Paramecium sonneborni
Lineage: Eukaryota; Ciliophora; Oligohymenophorea; Peniculida; Parameciidae
Source: the annotation of a GenBank genome assembly
AUGAUUUCAUCGAUGCCAAAAACACUUGAUUAAAUUUAUGGAGUCAAUUUUAAGAGAGUACCCAUAUUAUAUGGUGAAAUGGAAGGAACCAAUCCAUUGCCAAUUAAUGAAAUAGAUGAAGACUAAUAUUCAGAAAAAAAUUCAUAACAAUAAUAAAAGCGUUCAUUACCACCAUUAUAAAAGAUUGAUAUUAGAGCUGUAGGAGAGAAAUAUAAGAAAAAAUAAAAUAUACAUCGAUCGCCAGUUUUAUCUUCCUAAUUUGAAUAACAUAUUGGGUUUAGGAAUACUUUUUAUAGAUAUAAUAAAGUUAAUUUAGAAUCUAGAUGGAGAGUUGAAGAAAUUAAAAAUAAAGAAUAGGGGUUGUUUACAAAAUAUGCUUAACGAUUUAAUGUUCCUAAAUCUUAAAUCUGGAAUUGA